Psilocybe cubensis is the source of this 3249-nucleotide messenger RNA. RefSeq lists its product as uncharacterized. Gene Ontology annotation, biological process: mismatch repair. The coding region runs from base 1 to 3249 and encodes 1082 amino acids. Gene Ontology annotation, molecular function: ATP hydrolysis activity; mismatched DNA binding; ATP-dependent DNA damage sensor activity. The transcript has 12 exons. Gene Ontology annotation, cellular component: MutLalpha complex. The record is from RefSeq and is a predicted model, not a curated record. Lineage: Eukaryota; Fungi; Basidiomycota; Agaricomycetes; Agaricales; Agrocybaceae.
AUGUCUAACUCUAGUGGCAUCAAACCUAUUGACAAGACAUCGAUUCAUCGCAUUACGUCGGGACAGGUUGUUGUGGAUCUUCAAACUGCAGUUAAAGAGUUACUUGAAAACAGUAUCGAUGCUGGAUCCACCAAUGUUGAAAUUCGGUUUAAAAACUACGGAUUGGCUUCAGUGGAGGUGGUAGACAAUGGUUCAGGAAUAAAGGAAGAGGACCAUGACAGUAUAGCUCUCAAGCACCACACCUCCAAGCUCGAAACAUUCUCCGAUCUGACAACCGUCCGUACCUUUGGUUUUCGGGGAGAAGCACUUUCAUCGUUAUGCGCCCUGAGCGAAGAAAUGACAGUCUGUACAGCGACUCCGACGACCGCGCCGCGGGGUGUAACGUUAACAAUGGAUAAUGGCGGCAGAGUGAAAGCAAAGAGCAAGGUUGCGAGAACUCAAGGUACAACUAUAUCUAUGACCAAUCUAUUCAAGCCAUUACCUGUUCGAAGGAAAGAAUUCGAACGGAAUGUUAAGCGAGAGUUUGGGAAAGCUCUGUCGCUCCUGAAUGCAUAUGCACUGGGCCCAUGCGCAGAAUCUCCUGGCAUUCGGCUGACAGUGAGCAAUCAACCAGACAAAGGAUCAAAAUCUGUUCAGAUCCGUACGCUAGGAGAAGCGUCUCGCCGUGCAUCCGUUAUUGCACUAUGGGGUCCACGAGCAUUGGAUAAUAUUGUAGAUCUGAAUCUUGAUUUCGAAGUAGAGCGAGAGAGAGCCAGCGUGAAACGACUUCAUAGUCAGGCAUUGGACGCUGAACCCAUUCCAGUACGGGUUCAAGGGUUGAUUUCCAACUUUGCACUUGGGUGUGGGCGUACAGGGACAGACAGACAAUUCUUCUACAUAAACGGUCGUCCAUGCAACAUGAACAAAGUUCAAAAGGCAUUCAAUGAAGUGUACCGAUCUUUUAAUGCAACUCAGAACCCCUUUAUUCUUGCUAACUUUGUUAUACCGACUGAUUCGUACGAUGUCAACGUCAGCCCAGAUAAGCGGACCAUCCUUUUACACAGCGAAGGCAACCUAAUUACAGCGUUGAAAGCUGCGCUGGAAGAAUGCUAUUCUUCUGGCAGAUCGACUUACACAGUUGGCGGAGGCUCCACACAAGGGCCAUCGGCAAAGUCGAUACAGACCUUACUCGCUCAAUCUGCCCGGCAAGGGAAACCAAUCCUUGAGAGAUCCGAGGGCAAAGACUUGUCUAAUGAACGCGAUGACUCCCAAAAUUCGAGUGGACCAGCUUCUCCAGCUCGAGAAGGCGCCUCACGCACAACCCCUGAAGUCGAUAACCUUGUCACAACUCGUUCUCAAAACACACCCGACGACUCCAUGGACGUCGACGAUGAACCGGUAAUCAUUGACAGUUCCCAGACGAAAUGGGGUCGCCAAAUGGGUAUUUCAACCACUCGUUCGACUACACUAUCCCCACCUCCUGGACCAGAUCAAGCAGAUUCAGACCCCCUUCACGAUAAUUUGCCGUUCACUGGUGUAGACCGACCUCUUCCCAGUUCGUCCCCUCCGACUCCACCUUCCAAGGCACAGCACAUCACCAUCGAAGAGCCGACGAUUGAUUCGGACGACGGAUUUGAUUCCGGAUCAACACGCGCACGUAAGAAGAGAAAGUCCGACAGAGGGCCAAUCACCAGCAUUCGGGCUGAGUCAGUGAAUGACGAGGAGGAAGACGAGCACCGGACUGAGAUCGAGGAAAAACAAAAUACUCCAGGCGGUGAUGAUGAUCAUCGCGCUGGUUCUUCUACCGCGAACAAAGGGGGCAGGGGCGGCUACAAAGCGGGGUCUAAGAAUAGAAUCUCUGGGUCUGCGAGAAAGCCGGGUGUGAGCGCUAGUCAGAUGUUGCUCAGUCAGCUGGCUGGAUUUGCUCGGACAGGAAGCCGAAUAUCCUCAUCGGCGUCUCAAGUCGCUACCGCGCCAUCACCUGAAGAAAUAGACGAGGAAGCAGAGAGACAGGAGGACGAGGACGAGGUUGAACAAAUCGAUGAAAAUGAUGAAUCUUCGAAAUCAGUGGACGAAAUUGACGAGUUAGAGAACGAUGACCACAACAGUGAAGAGGGCGUUUCGCAUAUGGCUAUACACAUUGGCACCGCCAAUCCGGUUUUAAAAGGAAAAGUUUCUUCAAAUAGGGUUGCCGCUGAUAACCAACUGAUCGACCUCACGAUCGACGGAGAGGAAGACGAACAUGCAGAUGAGGAUGCCCACGACGAUGAGAACUCGAUGUCUGUCCUUACUCAAGUUCUUCAAACCACUUCAAGCACGCCAUCGAAUAUUUCGACCAAAGAUAUGCCGCCACAUCCUGAAGUUAUCAAAACCGAAAAUUACGGGCGCGAUAUAUACAUGAAGAUUAACGUUGACAAGAUCAAACGAGUGUGGUCUCGUAAGCUUGAGCUAGAUCAGCCUGAAGAAACACCCUCGAAUGACGUUGGAAAUGAAGCUGUGCCCACUAGCGUCCCCGCCGAUGCCGGAAUCACGAAUACCGACGACGACGCGAAAGCAGCGGACGCGCUUGCUCGGGUGAUCGAGAAGCAGGAUUUCGCGACUAUGGACAUCAUCGGCCAGUUUAACCUUGGCUUUAUCAUCGUUCGAAGACAAAAACAGUCAACCAUGAGUGGCGGGUCUCAGCAAACCGCUGAUCAGACGGAGACUAUGUUGGACGAUCUGUUCAUUGUUGACCAACAUGCUGCCGAUGAAAAAUUCAAUUUUGAAGAUCUGCAAUCUACGACAAAGAUUCAAUCACAAAAACUUCUAAGGCCAAGGCCGUUGGAGCUCACAGCUUCCGAUGAAAUACUGGCUUUAGAUAACAUCGAGGUUCUUCGACAGAAUGGUUUCGAGGUCGAUGUCGAAGAGGAUAACCCCGUGGGCCAAGGCAGUCGUUUGAAGCUUGUUGCUCAACCAGUCAGCAAGAGCACGGUAUUUGACAUGAAAGACUUGGAAGAAGUGAUUCAUUUGAUGCGCGAUCGACCCACAGGGCAGAUGGUCCGGUGUUCAAAAGCUCGUGCCAUGUUUGCUUCGAGAGCUUGUCGAAAGAGUGUUAUGGUUGGAAUGCCUUUGAACCAUCAUCAAAUGACGAGCGUGAUACGACAUAUGGGAACCAUGGACCAACCUUGGAACUGUCCUCACGGGCGGCCCACGAUGCGCCAUCUUUCUGAUAUCAGGAAAUCCGGCUCAAAGUCAAGAGAAUGUAUCGAUUGGUCAUCUAUCUCUUAUUGA